Rotaria sp. Silwood2 is the source of this 282-nucleotide messenger RNA. NCBI's taxonomy places the organism in Eukaryota, Metazoa, Rotifera, Eurotatoria, Philodinida, Philodinidae. The record is from the annotation of a GenBank genome assembly.
AUGCCAUUUUCAAUUUAUCUUAUUUAUAAAAUAGUGACAGAUAAUUUAAUAAAAAGUGGAGAACGAAAAGAAGUUGAAUCAUUUAUUAAUUAUAUUUUACAAUCAUUUAUUAUGUAUUUUAAUACAGCUUUACCAUUUUAUAUUUAUAUAUUAACAUCAUCAUCAUUUCGACGAGGAUUAAAAAGAAUAUUUAUUAAAUUUUAUUCUUUUAUAACAAGAAAACAAAUAAGAUCAGAACAAGAUGAAUCUGUUCGAACAAUGACUAUACGUCAUCAAUGUUAA